AAUAGGAGAAGAAAAAGCAGAAGAGGGAAGAAGAUCGGCUGAUCAGCUCUCCCAAAGAAGAAGAAGAAGAAGAAGAAGAAGAGGCAGAGGAGGUCGGCGUUAGAGAGUGAUACUGAGAGAAGGAGAGAGAUCGAGAGAGAGGAAACUGAUUUUGGGUGCAAGGGAUACUCUCAAAACGCAGCGUUUCAGGAAGAUUGAUGCAAUAAAUGGAGGAUAUUUUGUGGCUGCUUCCUAUGUUAGAUGCAAUUUUCAUUUUGAAAUAUAGAACGCGUAUAUCAUUGUCUUCAUUUGGGAGUUGGAAAGAAACAGACGCCAGAUAUUAAAAAAAUUGUCUUAGGUGAAAUGUUGAUGGAGAGUUCUCUUGCCAGCUCAAUUGAAGCUGCUCGUUUUUUUGUAUCUGAUUGUGGGAAAGAAGAUAUCUUAUGUGGUUGGAUGCCUGGCACUGAAACUUGGCAGAUGUGUUCGAAUUGUGAUAAUCGCUCUCAUGGUCAGUGCCGAAAAGCUGAAUCAGUGAUAGAGGAAAAAGAGAAUGCUGAUAGUCCAAGUUCCUUAAAUUUUCCAAGAAGUUAUGCGCAGCCAUCAACUGUUAGUACAAUGUCUGAAAGUUAUGCACCAAAUUUUGUAUAUAGGCGAAGGAAGCUACGUGGAAAUUCCAUCAACAUGCUUUCACCUCAGGCUGCAGCAAACACAAAGAGAAGUGCCGAUUGCCUUUCGGUCAUAAGUUCUGAUGCACCUUCCAUGGCAGCCAAGGAGCAACAUGUGGGUUCUCAAGUUGAGCAUGAAAGUCGGACUGUUGCAUCACCCCUCAUGGUGCCUCUUUUAUGCAAUAAAGAGUCCCAUGUUUUAAAGUCAGAAUUUAUCAAUGGCUGUUCAGUUGGUGAAGGGCAUGUUUCUGAUGCAGCACUCAAAAAUACCAUGCAAAAGAUUUUAGAGGUUGACAGUGUGAAUGACAGUUGCUCAUCAUCAAAAUCAAAUUUGGAACUUGUUUCAGCUUCCAUGACAACUGAAGUGGAUGACACUGGUGAGUGCUCCUCAUCGAGUGUAAUGGUGACGGAGGUCAAGGGGGGGCAACUUUCAGAAAAUGAUAGAUGCAUUUCUAUACUCAGAAGCCAGGGACUGGUUAGAAGAGUUUUGCCUACCAAGUCUUGUGAUUCUGCUGAAGAUGCUGGUACUAGUAGUGGAGGCAGCUGUUCCCAGUCAUGCAAGAUUUGUGGCCAUUCAGAAUCUACACUGAACAUGCUUAUCUGUGAUCUUUGUGAAGAGGCAUUUCAUGUGUCUUGCUUCAAUCCGCGUAUGAAGAAAAUACCGACUGAUGAAUGGUUUUGUUAUUCUUGUUUGAAAAAGAAGCGUAAGAUUCUAAAGGAAGUAGAUACCAGAAAAUCACCAAGCAUUGCUAGUGAAAUGGGCAGAUGUAGACAUGCAUCAGCUAAAGGUGAAUCAAAUCCAAUUAUGUUGAUGUUAAGAGACACUGAACCAUACAAAACAGGUGUCCGGGCUGGUAAAGGUUUUCAAGCAGAAGUUCCUGACUGGUCAGGUGCAAUAAUUGAUGAUGUCAAUGCCAUCAGUGAACCAGUGGAAUUGGAUCCUUCGGAGUGUGUCACUUCUCAUUUGUGGAACUUCUGCAAGCCUUAUACACUUAACUCCAUAGGUAAUUGGCUUCAGUGUCGAGAGGUUAUAGACGGCAUAGGAGAAGGUGUCAAUGGAACUAUAUGUGGAAAGUGGCGCAGGGCUCCUCUUUCUGAAGUCCAAACUGAUGACUGGGAAUGCUUUCACUCUUUCCUUUGGGAUCCAACUCAUGCUGAUUGUGCUGUGCCUCAGGAGCUAGAAACAGAUCAUGUUCUAAAGCAAUUAAAGUAUAUUCAGAUGCUGAGGCCCCAGUUAGCUGCUAAACGGCGAAAAUCAGAUCGCACAGAUUGUAAUGUUGAUUUGCAAAAACAUACAGUUGAUGCAUCAUACAUAUAGAGUCCAUAAUAUGGUGACAACUUCUUGAUGAUUUUGUCAAGUGUCCAUACCUUUUGCCAUCUCUGUACCUUGUACAUUCAGGUUAUAAAAAUCCCAUAGAUAUUUUACAUCACAGUUGUCUGGCAUUGUAAUUGUUAGACAGACGAAUCAAAGUAUAAUAUAUGUUGAGCGCCUGGCUGUUGUACCUCC
Messenger RNA from Quercus robur (English oak), 2151 nucleotides. RefSeq lists its product as uncharacterized. Gene Ontology annotation, molecular function: zinc ion binding. NCBI's taxonomy places the organism in Eukaryota, Viridiplantae, Streptophyta, Magnoliopsida, Fagales, Fagaceae. The record is from RefSeq and is a predicted model, not a curated record. Gene Ontology annotation, biological process: chromatin remodeling. The coding region runs from base 343 to 1962 and encodes 539 amino acids. The transcript is spliced from 7 exons.